AUGAGGAAUAAGAGAGACCAUUUUAGAAGAAGCAAAAGUUUCUACUCUUCACAUUAUUCAAGGGACCAUUUUCCCCAUGAAAAGGAGGCCGCACUUCUCAGAGGAUCACCUAGAGGUCGAAAGGAAUCUCCACACAGCAGAUCCGGCUCCAGUGUCAGCAGCAGAAGCUACUCUCCAAAACGGAGCAAACCUUACACAUUCCACCAGUCUCAGAAUAGAAGAAGAGAGAGAGCUGCUCAGCCCCUGAAAACAUCACAAGACACUUCAACUUUGAGCUCUUCAGCAGUUCCUUCAUCAAAGAGGGCACCUGCCACACCAAUAGUCAUUGACCAGCCCCAAGAACCUGAAUCCAACACAACAGAAUGGAUAGAAUUAUUUGCAGAUGGCCAGCUAAACAGUCGCUCUAAAGGAAUAGCAUCCAAAAUGAAGGAGAUUGAAGAGGUUUACCUGCAAGACUGUGAAACUUUUGGGAUGGUGGUGAAAAUGCUGAUUGCAAAAGAUCCUUCAUUAGAACAGACUAUACAAUUUGCUCUGAGGCAGAGUUUACAAGACCUAGGUCAGCAGUGUAUUGAAGAGCUGAAGCAUUUCAUAGCAGAGUAUGAUAAUUCUGCUCAAGAUUUUGGAGAUCAUCUUUAGAAAACUUAGCAUUCAGGCAAAAUAAAUAAA
This is a messenger RNA of Perognathus longimembris pacificus (Pacific pocket mouse), 666 nucleotides long. Its product is annotated as periphilin-1-like. Gene Ontology annotation, biological process: negative regulation of gene expression, epigenetic; negative regulation of DNA-templated transcription; protein localization to heterochromatin. The transcript has a single exon. NCBI's taxonomy places the organism in Eukaryota, Metazoa, Chordata, Mammalia, Rodentia, Heteromyidae. The coding region runs from base 1 to 636 and encodes 211 amino acids. Gene Ontology annotation, cellular component: nucleoplasm. The record is from RefSeq and is a predicted model, not a curated record.